This is a messenger RNA of Drosophila willistoni, 1516 nucleotides long. Its product is annotated as mediator of RNA polymerase II transcription subunit 15. NCBI's taxonomy places the organism in Eukaryota, Metazoa, Arthropoda, Insecta, Diptera, Drosophilidae. Bases 307 to 1305 code for a protein of 332 amino acids. The record is from RefSeq and is a predicted model, not a curated record. The transcript is spliced from 4 exons.
CAGUUCUCAUUUUUCCUCAAUACAAUUCACAACGUUUUUUGCUUUCCUCCUCUCUUUACAAAUAAAAAGUAUUUUUUCAAACAAUUUACAUCCAAAAAAACAAAACAAAAAAAACCUAACUAAAACUAAAUAUAAAAAUACAAAAAGGAAAAGUAAUAAUAAUUAUUAUAAUAAUAAUCUAUAUAUAUAUAUUAAGUGUACCUACUUUAAUUUCGUCGUUUUCUCGUGGUCGACGGUCGUCGUCGCGAAAUUUGUGCGCAAAAGUUUUUCGUGUGAAUUAGUCGUUAUUCGGUGUUAUAAUUUUCAAUGAUGGAUCCAAGACGUGGAGCCGCACGCCAGAACGCUAAUGCUGCCUCUAAGACCAGUGUGGCGCAGCAGUCACGCCAUGUCCACCAUCAGCCAACAGCAGCGGCAACCAAUGUUGGCCAUAAGUUUGGCGGCAGCGAGGUCAGCUUGAGUCCCAGUCAGGCCAAAAAAGAUGUCGAAAAUCCACGCAAGAGUCCUUUGGAUGCCUUGAGUCGUGGCAGCAAUUUGCGCCAGGAUCCCUUUGAGCGACGCUCUGGGUUGCAGGAUGUAGAUGAGGCCUUCUUGUCUAACAAUGCAUUUGCACGUCCCUCACGUGUACGCCAUUCAGGCUUGGAAAUUGGUAUGGCAAAUGCCACAAUGCCACAGCCGGGAGGAGGGGUAGGAGCCGCUGCUCCACCUACCAUGACAACCAUGCGUAUGCCCGGUGGACAAGAGCAGCAGCAGCAGCAGCAGCCACCACUGCAACAAUCGAUUCCACCGAUGAAUGCUGUGCCCUCCCAGCACCAGCAGCAACAGCCACAAUAUGUGCAGCCUCCAGCUGCCGGGCAGCCCACACGCCUUGAGCCGGCACCCACAGGACGUGCUCAUGUGCAUCAACAGGCUGCCUAUGAGCAGCAGCAGCAGCAGCAACAAAUGCAGCAGCAGCAGCAACAGAUGCAGCAACAGCAACAACAACAACAACAGAUGCAACAGCAGCAGCAGCAGCAACAACAGCAGGAAGCUAUGUAUGCACAACAACAGCAACAAGCAGCGGCUCAGUCUCAACAGGCUCAACAGCAGCAGGGCUAUCCUGCCCAGCAACCAAUUGGCGGUGGCACAACCAAUGCUAAUCAAAAUGCUGCGGCAGCGGCUGCUUCUGGCAAUAAUGGCGGAGCUGGUGGUGCUGCUCCCCCACCGGAUGCUGAAAUGUGCACCACUUGUCCCAAUUGCCAAACAACCAUCUAUUUGGUACGCUCCCCCGAGCUGGGACACGGUGAUGCUGGUUCCCCAGUGCAAUAAGCCUGAGAAUGAACACCAACAAAAAAAAUCAAAUUUCCGGUUCUAAAAAUUUCCAAAAUUUUAAAUUUCAUUGUAAAUGGUUUCUUGUUUCUUUUAUGCUGAUCAUGAUCUUUUCCCACAACUCAAUUCGAAAGCAAAAACGAAAUUCCAAACACAAUUAUAUGUAAAAUUUGAAGCAUAUGUUAACUAAAAUGUUCGAAACAAAAAACAA